CUGAGCCUCAAUUCCUUGUAAAUUCCUUGUAAGUUAAUAGAGUGUAUAAUAUAAUCACCUCGCCAAGGUGAGAAAGCUCGUGUGAAAAAAAUCAGCGUCCCUCGUCCUCAAUCAGAGCGCAGAGACCGGAGCACAGCGUGGAGCUGGGCGGUGCGGAGGAGGGACCAGGCGGAGGAAACAGCCUAUCAAAGGUUAACUGGCGCCGCAACUGCUGAGAGGAUUGUAAUAGACUUGACAGUUCCUGAUGUGUGCCGUUCGUCAGCGGACCGGACUUAGUUCACCACAAUUAAAUCAGAGCAAUUAAGCAGUGAUCGAAUCAGUGAGGACUUGCGCGUUCGAGCUGCAGACCUUGAUGCCUCGCAAUAAAGCGCGUGCCAGAGUGCAGGAAAUACCCGCGACCUUAUUCUAAUCAUGACAUUAAGUUUUUCGCCCUUCUCCAUCCAAGACAUCCUCACCGGACGUGAUGCCAGGGGGAAGCCCGGUGGGAGGAGUGCAGAGGGGCACUGCGCACCGAAGCGCAACAGCCGCGCCGAGGACCCCGAUCCGUCUCACCAGGGCGCGGAGGAGGAUCGCAUCCAGUCGGGGAGACUUCCUGCUUAUCCCAGCCUGUCUGAUACCUGCAGCGAGGAGUCCACAAGAGAGGAGAGCGAGCACAGAGACCAAGGCCAGAAAGCACACUGUGAGCAGCGGGACGAGCGGCAGAAGACGGAGGAUGGAUAUCACCGCAGCGGGGAGUCGGCCAGCUGUUCAUCCGAUGAGCGGCAGUGCAGGCCGGGCACCAAAAAGCGCUCCAGAGCGGCCUUCUCUCACGCACAGGUCUACGAGCUGGAGCGCCGCUUCAACGCGCAGCGGUACCUCUCGGGGCCCGAACGGGCCGAACUGGCGGAGUCUCUGAGACUCACGGAGACUCAGGUGAAAAUCUGGUUCCAGAACCGGAGAUAUAAAACCAAACGGCGCCACGUGGCGGUCGAGCUUUCGGAACCAAAGAAAGUCGCGGUGAAGGUGCUGGUGAGGGACAGUCAGACGCACUAUCACCAGGCGAGUGGAUUACACCUCCCACUGACUGUGCCUCCGUACCAGGGCUUCCAGUACCACCCGUACCUGCACUACUGGUGCCAGCCGUGGCGCAUGAACAGCAUGCCGUGUGGAGGGAUGCGCUGAAGCGCCUUCAGAGAGACUCAAAGUGUUGGCAGCUGUUUUGGAUGACGGUAACUUUGGAGAUUGUACGGUUUUGUUUCCUACUCUGGUUGUGGUUCAUCUUAAAUCUAGAGCCAGUGUAGCCUCCCUUUUUCUUUCUCUAAAGCAGGACAGUUUCAGAGCUCGGCCUGCUCUCUGGGGUUCAGAGAUGUAAAGGAUCAUCACUGUGAGGUGCCACAUUUAGACACCAUCAGACACCAUCACAUGUCGGCUGAUUAGAUUAUUACUGUGUGAGGAAAAAAAAAAAAUCUUUGGCACUUCAGACCGAGAUGUGAGUGUGGUUAUCGAUUUGUAAUGAUUUGCAACACAAAUAAUCAUUUAAAGGCGAAAUACUUUUGA
Messenger RNA from Acanthopagrus latus (yellowfin seabream), 1536 nucleotides. It is a transcript of the gene nkx3.3, whose product is annotated as NK3 homeobox 3. Gene Ontology annotation, cellular component: nucleus. Gene Ontology annotation, molecular function: RNA polymerase II cis-regulatory region sequence-specific DNA binding; DNA-binding transcription factor activity, RNA polymerase II-specific. The transcript is spliced from 2 exons. NCBI's taxonomy places the organism in Eukaryota, Metazoa, Chordata, Actinopteri, Spariformes, Sparidae. The record is from RefSeq and is a predicted model, not a curated record. Bases 412 to 1161 code for a protein of 249 amino acids. Gene Ontology annotation, biological process: regulation of transcription by RNA polymerase II; cell differentiation.